AUGAAGGCCUUCCUCGCUGGCGCUCGCAAACGCAAGUCGACCGACGAGCCGCCCCGCCAAGCCGCCGACGAGAAUGACGACGAGCCGACCGAGGUCAAGCUCGCGAUGCUCUCGUCGCUGCACCCCCAGGUUGAGCAGGACACCUUGAUCGACGUGCUGCUCGCCCAUGACGGCUCCGUCCGGGAAGCCUCGGCUGCACUGCGCCAUGUGCGCCCGGAGCCGACCAAGUCCGGUGUCAUUGGCCACCAGCAGUCGCUCCGGCAGUAUGCGCGCCCGGCCGACCCGUCGUCAUGCCCGCCUACGACAAAGAAGCUCAAGUCGAAAAAGGGCAGCACCCUGCACCUGUUUGAUCCCGCCGAUGUGGCCGAGCAUACGCCUUGCACCAUUGUCCAUAAUUUUCUGCCGCCCGACGUCGCCAACGACCUGCUCAAGGAGCUGCUGGCCGAAUCGGAGACCUUUGAGCGCAUCACCUUUAAGCUGUUUGACAAUGUUGUCUCGAGCCCGCAUACCUCGAGCUUCUACGUGGAUAGCUACGAAAAGUUAAUGUCGCAAAAGUCAGAGUACUACUACAAUGGUGCGCAGCUUACUGAUGUUCGGCGCAUCACGCCACAACUAUCGAGAGUGAAGCCAAUCGUUCAAGACACGGUAAAUAAGGAAAUACAGCAUCGUAUCAAAACGCGAUAUCCCGGGGGCAGGAAGCUCAAGUACCAGUCUCCCCACCCCUGGGUCCCCAACUCGGCGUUUGUCAACUGCUACAAUGGCGCCCAGGAGAGCGUCGGAUACCACAGCGACCAGCUCACCUACCUCGGGCCGCGCGCCGUCAUCGGGUCCAUCUCGCUCGGGGUCGCGCGCGAGUUCCGGGUGCGUCGCGUGCUCCCGAAAGACGCCGAGACGAGGACCGCGCAGGACGCCGACGCCGAGGGCCAGAUCUCCAUCCACCUGCCUCACAACUCCCUGCUGGUCAUGCACGCGGAGAUGCAGGAGGAGUGGAAGCACUGCAUCGCGCCGGCGCUGUCGAUUGACCCGCACCCGACAGCGGGCAACAGGCGCAUCAACAUUACCUACCGCGACUACCGCGCCCGGAUGCACCCAUCGGAGACGCCCCGGUGCGCGUGCAAGAUCCCCUGCAUCCUGCGUGUUGUGCAGCGCAAGCGGGAGAAUCUUGGAAAAUAUUUCUGGAUGUGCCAUGCGGGCAAUGUCCCGGAGAAGGAGGGAUGUUCGUUUUUUCAGUGGGCAGAGUUUGAUGAUGAUGGGAAUCCCAUUUUGAACAAGAAGCUGGUGAAACCUCCAUAA
Molecule: messenger RNA, 1293 nt
Organism: Cordyceps militaris CM01
Lineage: Eukaryota; Fungi; Ascomycota; Sordariomycetes; Hypocreales; Cordycipitaceae
Product: GRF zinc finger domain containing protein
Exons: 2
Coding region: 1-1293 (430 amino acids)
Biological process (GO): DNA alkylation repair; DNA repair
Cellular component (GO): nucleus
Molecular function (GO): zinc ion binding; dioxygenase activity
Source: RefSeq, a predicted model, not a curated record